AAAGACCCUGUAAUAGAAUGAACUCUUGCCCGUAAUUACGGACGGCACUUCUGAUCGAUAAGCUCUAAAUACUCAGCAAUAUAUGCAGAAAUCGGCUUAUUCUGUGUAUAUAAACGUCACGAAUUUAAAAGACCAUGUUUCAAAACAAUUUUAGAGCGUUAGUGUACGGAGAUCCGGAACCUAGUUGCAUUAUAUUCAUGUACUAUUAAGCCGCCAUGGAAUACACGUUCUGACAGGUGCAUAUGUACUAGCUUAAGGGACGACCAUGGGUGACUGCUAUGUCCGACAUGAGGAUCGGAUCGCCCGGAUCUUUGGGAUGUACGGGAGAUUCCUGGAGCGCUACCCCGUGAAGAUCCUAGUCAUCUCCAUCACCGUUAACUGUCUCCUGGGCCUCGGAAUGCUGCGACUUGAGGUGGAGAGUGGGGCGGAAAGACUGUACACACCGGUCAAUAGCCAAGCCUCCAAAGACAGGUCCUUCUUAGAGAACAUAUAUCCAAGUUCCUCCGAAUUUUAUGCCCACAAAGAAACAGCCGACUUUGCGGAAGUGUUGAUUCUUACAAAAGACAGGGGAAAUAUGUUAACAUCUACGUUCUUGGACGAUGUUACUUCUGUUGACGAAUUUGUACGAAACUCCAUCUCUAUUACCCAAUCAGGAACGGUGUACAAAUUCAGUGAUGUGUGCGCCAAACAGAGCAGUGCAUGCGUUGUAUCGGGGGAUAUCGUCCUGUCCAGCGAAUUUAAGCAAAUGAUGUUGGCAAACAAUAUAACCUAUCCAGAAUUCAACCAAACCUCCAUUUCUUCUCUUUUCGCAAGUCCGUCCGCUUCCAAUAGCGUUCUGACGUCUGCUAUCGGAUUGAAACUCACGUAUUACCUCCGCAGCUCUUAUUCUGAACAAUGGGAAAAAGAGUUUGUUAAAACUAUACCCAACGCUGUCGUGAAUAUUUCAGAACUAGCUUACUCCUAUUCCGAUGCACUUGAUAAUGAAUUGGAGGAAAACAUUGGAGGAGACAUUUUGUUUUACUCUUUGACGAUGACGUUCAUGAUGACGUAUGCUUGCAUUGCCACAUCGAGGCUAAACGGUAACUGCAUUGCCGACAGGAGCCUUCUGGGACAAGCAGGGGUUCUAGCAGCAGUUCUCUCUAUCCUGUCCUCUUUUGGUUUUGUUAGUCUUAUAGGAGUAAAGUUCAUGAGCAUUGUGGGAGUAAUGCCAUUUCUUAUAAUUGGAAUUGGAAUAGAUGAUGUUUUCAUUUUAAUGUCUGGAAUAGCUGAUGCCGAGUCCAUAGAAAAAUCGAGUGUUUCUGACCGAAUCAGUUUCAUGAUGAGGACCAGUGGUAUCGCUAUUACCAUUACUUCAAUUACGGAUUUUCUGGCAUUUUCAAUUGGAGCAAGUUCGGUUUUCAUCAGUGUCAGAAACUUCUGCAUAUAUACUGGUGUUGCGGUACUUUUUUGCUACAUCAACCAAAUAACUAUCUUCUCCUCAUGCAUUGUCAUAAAUGAAAAAAGAAUCAAGGAUAAUCGCCACUGCGUUGCUUGUUGGACGAGAACAAAAGACAAGGAAUCUCUUCAGAUGGAUGGCAAGACAGGGUGUUCGCUGUACGCAUGCGCAGGAUACCCACCGAAAGAUCGCAGUGAUGUCGAUAGCCCUCUAGAGAAAUACCCAAAACGCCUGAUUCAAUUCGUUAUGAAAUAUCUAGUUUUGAAAAUAGCAAUUUUAGUAAUUUUUGCGAUUUAUUUAGGAUUUUCAAUAUAUGGCGUGGUCCAUCUUGAUCAAGGACUCUCUCUGCAAAACCUCGUCACAGAAGAUUCUUUCUUUUACAAGUACAGCAUGUGGAGAGAGAAUUACUUUCGAAGUGAAGUUGUUAUGUCCUUUAACGUAAAAACAACUCAGACAUAUUCUUCUUCGUGGACUCAAGGGGUCAUAGCAUCGAUCUUAACAACUGCAAAACAAGACAAGGACAUCGACCCUUCGUUUGAGUUGAACUGGUUAACGGCCUUUAAACAGUCUGCUUUGUAUGUGGAUACCUCGGAAUCUGCAUUCAUCACAGCCCUCCAGACAUUCCUAACAAAUGUGCCAUUAUAUGCUAGUGAUGUGGUUAUUGAUUCGUCUGGACCGAGUAUCACUUCGUCUCGAUUUUAUCUAAAAACCAACAACAUACCAUCCACAUAUGACCAAGGUCAGAUGAUGUUGCGCAUGCGAGAAGUGACGGCGAAUUCUGCCAUUCCGAUGAUUGUUUAUUCUCCCCCUUUUAUUUUCUUUGAGCAGUUUGUUGAGAUUCUUCCAAGUACCUUACAGACUGUUGGCAUCGCUAUAGUGGUCAUCAUAAUUGUCACCAUUCUCUUCAUGCCCCACCCGACCCUGAUCAUCAUUGUAGGGGUCACUCUCUUCACCAUUCUCCUUGGGGUGUUUGGGUUCAUGUUCUUCUGGGACAUAUCCCUCAGUUCCAUCUCCAUGAUACACCUCGUCAUGACCGUAGGCUUCUCUGUAGAUUUCAGCGCCCACAUCUGUCAUGCCUAUCUUGCCGUAGACGCAGACGACAGGGCUACGAAGGUCGAUCUUUCCUUGGACCGAUCAGGAGGACCGAUCUUUAACGCUGCGUUUUCAACUCUUCUGGGAGUCUCGAUUUUAGGCUUUGCAAAUAGCUAUAUAUUUAAGACCUUUGGAAAGAUGAUGUUCUUGGUGAUAUUUUUUGGUCUUGCCCACUCAGUUCUUCUGAUUCCAACAGUGCUAUCGUUUAUAGGACCAUUAAAAGCGAGAAAAGUUAAACCUGACGAGAAGGCGCAAUUGGAACGCGAAAACUCUAAAUCUAGUUCAAGUCCAAUUUGAAUUAUCCUUCUCAGUAGUGUUAUAACAUAUGUUUAUUUAUAUCAAGUGUUCUAACGGAUAACAACUGAAUUGUAAUGAAUUCAAAUCAUUGAUAUAUACCUUAACUUCUAUCGUAGAUAUCAAAUUAUGAAGAUCGAAACAAUUCAACUUUUGUUGAAUCUUAACUUUAAAAAUAUAGAACAGCUAGAUGUGAAACAGUUAAAAUACUAAAAGUAUGAUGAACGCAAUCGCGCAGGAUCAUGCACUUUUAUUUAUAUUCAUUCCUUUUAUGCCGCAAGAUAGCAUUGCUGAGAAUUGUUGAACUUGUUUUAAUUUCCCAGUAAUGAAAUGCUAUACUUCUGUCAUGAUGUAAAUUUUGUAUUUAUACACACCCACUAAAUUCAAAACUUUUGAAGCUACUUACUUGUAUGCAAUUUUCACUAUUCAUUUCGAUAUCAAAUCAUGUAUUUUAAACAUUUUGUUAGUAGAAGUAUUAAAUUUCAAUAUUAUAAAUAUUUUCCAGCAAUUAAUAUACCUUCUAUUUUAUAGAACUUGAACUGGGUUUAAAAUGGUGCUUAUUUAUUUUCUUUAGUACAUUCUUACAUGUAGGAUAUCUCUUGCAUAAUAAAUGUGGUUAAAAUAACUAGGUAAUCUAAUAGAAAAAAACCUUGUUUGGCAUGUUCUCAUAGCAGCUGCUACAUUUUAAAUCUAUAACCUGUUACAUUAAAGUUUAAAUCAAAGAUUUCUAAACUUAACUAUAAUAAUCUCUCUCACAACCUUAAUAAAUUUUGUAUUUACACCCACCCAGUAAAUUCAAAACUUACAACAUGACACUUCCUUUUACCAAUGCCAAUUUAUACCUCUAUUAAAAUCAAAUUGUGAUAUAUUAUUCACAAUAUUGAAUACAUCUUUCAAAAAUAUGCAAACCUCAUUUGUGCCCCAACCACGUGCGUCAUUUUUUCGUGUUUUAAAAAAGAGACACCUAUUACAUAUGAUCACGUGAUGCUGUUAAAACGCCCGUUUCUUGCGACGUGUCAAUGAUCGAUGUAAUAAACUAUACAACAAAAUUUGAUCUGCACUAAAGUUACAGUCGGGCACGUGUCAUGAAGCCCUUCGGCCUUUAUGAUAUAUUUGAUCACGUACCGAACGUAAUGAUCACCCCCCCCCCCCCCCCAAACUUACCUAAAAGUCAAAGAAUGGUUUCUUAUUACUUAUAUUUCAUCAUUUUUCAAUUAUUGUAAGAACAGCUAAUGAUAUUUUUACAUUGAUUUUAAUUAUCAUACAAACCCGUUUGUGCCCAAACAGCACACGUUGACACAUAUCGAUUUUCAAAGUGUGCAUUACCACGCGGCGCAAAGCAACUAUGUACUUAUGUUAUACACGCACAUUUUAGGCAAUAUGUCAAUGAUUUAUUGAAUACUAAGACCGAAAUGUAUUUGGCCUUUUUCAAAGGUAGAUAUUUCGUCUUUCACGAAUCUUGAAGUUUAUUUUGUUACUCGUCUCUGUCCUUACUGAAGAAGAAAUCAAAUAAAUUGUACAUUUGCUUAUUGAUAUUUACAUCCUACUGAGUAUGAUUCCCUCUACUAUAUUGUAUUUCUUACGGAAACUUAUAGUUAAUUCAUAGCUCUAU
Molecule: messenger RNA, 4433 nt
Organism: Magallana angulata
Lineage: Eukaryota; Metazoa; Mollusca; Bivalvia; Ostreida; Ostreidae
Product: patched domain-containing protein 3-like
Exons: 4
Coding region: 266-2824 (852 amino acids)
Cellular component (GO): membrane
Source: RefSeq, a predicted model, not a curated record